AUGCCCCUGAAACUUGAUGCAGCUACUGGUCCUGUUUGGCUGUGUCUGCUAGAACAGCUCCUGGAGAGGUUCGACUUAUUUGCAGGGGCUAAGGGUGAGAUAGAAGGGAUGGAGUCAUGGGUUCGAGCCAUAGAACUGGAUCCAAAUGUAGCUAAACCCAUAUAUGCAUCAAGUCCAACCACAAGUUCUAUUACACGUUACAACUUACAAAAGCCUCUUGAUACAAUGUAUGGUUGCUCCCAGUACCCUUCACAGCUGCUCACCAGUGUAUUAAGGUAUCUUGUGACAUGCUCUUCCCAAACUGUAGCUGAACAAGAAUUGAAAACCCUUCAAAGGUUCACUGGAGAUUUAAGCAUGGUGAUAAAGGAACCCUUUUAUCUUUCAGAAGAACACCCAUGGUUCACAACACAACAGCUCUUGGGAAAUACUUCAGUCAUCCAUUUUAUUCCCAUCAUGACCAGCAAAGCAGUGUUGCUGUCAGCAUUGUUUCAAGGCAAUAUUGUUUCAAGGCUGCUGAGCAUUUUGUGUCCCAAGGCCUCAUUGCAGGUGUCAGGAUUGAUUCAAAUAAGGAAUGGAGUUCCCACUCCCAUUCAGAAUAACAUUAUGAAAGUCACACAAUAUUGCAGUAGAGCUAACCAAAGAAGAAGUGUGGACCUGAGAAUAUACAUGCUCUGCUUUCUUCCAUUUAUGGUUCUUCUGGUCUUCAUUUGUGAUCUGAAGAAUCUGUCUAUGCUCUCGCUCCUUGCCAAUGUCUCCAUGGCCAUCAGCCUUGUAAUCAUUUACCAGUAUAUUGUUAGAGACAUGACAGACCCCCAAAGCCUUCCAGCACUUGCUGGUUGGAAGAAAUACCCACUAUUUUUUGGAACUGCCAUAUUUGCUUUUGAGGGGAUAGGAGUGGUUCUGCCCCUGGAAAACCAAAUGAAAGAAACAAAAUGCUUCCCACAAGCAUUGAAUAUUGGCAUAGGGAUUGUUACAACUCUGUAUAUAACACUAGCCACUUUAGGAUAUAUGCGCUUUCAUGAAGAAAUCAAAGGCAGCAUAACUUUAUAUCUGCCUCAAGAUAAAUGGUUGUAUCAAUCAGUGAAAAUUCUGUAUUCCUUUGGAAUUUUUGUGACCUAUUCAAUUCAGUUCUAUGUUCCAGCAGAAAUCAUAAUUCCAGCUGUCACAUUCAAAUUCCAGAAGAAAUGGAGGCUAAUCUGUGAAUUUGUGGUGAGGUCAUUCUUAGUCGCCCUUACUUGUGCUGUGGCAAUUCUGAUUCCUCGCUUAGACCUGGUGAUUUCUUUUGUUGGAACUGUGAGCAACAGCACCCUGGCCCUGAUCCUUCCACCGUUGGUUGAAAUUCUCACACUUUAUAAGGAAAAUUUGUGUUCGUGGAUCAUCUUCAAAGAUAUUCUUAUAGCAGUCAUUGGAGUUGUUGGCUUUUUAACAGGAACAUAUGUAACUGUUGAAGAGAUUAUUUAUCCUCCCCACAUCCUUAAUUAUACUACACAGAGUCCAUUUUUACCUCUGAAUACAUCACAUUUGACAUUUGGUUCUAAGCAAAUGAUGGAGCAGCGUGGAUCUGGGCAAAAUGAGUUUGAGUUCUUUGAUAUUGUGAAGGAGAAAAAGUUUCUUAUUUUACACAACCUGUAA
Tachyglossus aculeatus (Australian echidna) is the source of this 1632-nucleotide messenger RNA. Its product is annotated as proton-coupled amino acid transporter 4-like. Gene Ontology annotation, molecular function: L-alanine transmembrane transporter activity; L-proline transmembrane transporter activity. Gene Ontology annotation, cellular component: vacuolar membrane. Gene Ontology annotation, biological process: amino acid transmembrane transport; L-alanine transport. NCBI's taxonomy places the organism in Eukaryota, Metazoa, Chordata, Mammalia, Monotremata, Tachyglossidae. The record is from RefSeq and is a predicted model, not a curated record.